Messenger RNA from Adineta steineri, 1413 nucleotides. The record is from the annotation of a GenBank genome assembly. Lineage: Eukaryota; Metazoa; Rotifera; Eurotatoria; Adinetida; Adinetidae.
AUGGCAAUGGCAAAUAACAAUACACUAUGUUUUAUAUGUGAUGAAGAAAAAAUAACAUAUCCUUGUAAAGGAUGUUCAAAACACUUUUGUUUAAUGGAUUUAACAGAACAUCGUCAAAUAUUAAAUAAUGAAUUACAUCAUAUCGCCAAUGAAUACAAUGAAUUUAAACAAACAGUCAAUGAACAAAAAGAAAAUCCACAAAGUUUUCCAUUAAUAAAACAAAUUAAUCAAUGGGAAAUAAAUUCUAUUGCAAAAAUUCAACAAAAAGCACAAGAGUACAGAGAAACUGUCAUUAAAUCAUCACAAACAUGUAUUAAUGAUAUUGAAAUGAAGUUUAAUGAUUUAUCUGAACAAAUAAAACAAUUUUAUAAAGAAAAUAAAUUCAAUGAAAUUAAUUUAAAUCAUUUAAGAAAUCAAUUGAUGAAAAUGACACAGGAACUAAAUAAUUCAUCAAAUAUGUCUAUUCAUCUAAAUUCACAACCGUCCAUUAAUGAUAUUUCAAUUAUUUCAUCAAAAAUAUCGAAAUUCAACAAAUGGAAACAAAAUGCUAUUACUGUGGCUGGUGGAAAUGGAAAAGGACAACAAUUAAAUCAGCUUAAUUAUCCUGCUGCAAUCUUUGUUGAUAAAAAUAAAAAUAUUUUCAUUGGUGGUGGUUUUAAUAAUCGUAUUGCUGAAUGGAAAUAUAAUGCAAAGGAAGGUCAAAUUAUGGCAGGUGGAAAUGGGCAAGGAAAUCGAAUGAAUCAGUUGAAUGGUUCAACAGAUAUGAUUGUUGAUCUGCAAAAUCAUUCGAUCGUCAUUGCUGAUCGUGGAAACCGUCGAGUGAUUCACUGGUUGAAUCAAAAUCAGAAAAUUCUCAUUGACAGUAUUGACUGUCGUGGCUUGGCAAUGGAUAAACAUGGAUUUUUUUAUGUUUCUGAUACUAAGAGGAAUGAAGUGAGACGAUGGAAAAUGGGAGAAUAUAACAACAAAGGAAUUGUCGUGGCUGGUGGAAAUGGAAAAGGAAAUCAACUUAAUCAACUCAAUUGGCCUACUUUUAUCUUUGUUGAUGAUGAUCAAUCUGUUUAUGUAUCUGAUUACGAGAAUCAUCGUGUAAUGAAAUGGAGAAAAGAUGCAAAAGAAGGAAGAGUUGUGGCUGGAGGAAAUGGUGAAGGAGGAAAUCUUAAUCAGUUGUCUUCACCCCAAGGAGUAAUUGUCGAUGAUUUGGGCCGAAUCUAUGUGGUAGAUUGUGAGAAUCAUCGAAUAAUGCGUUGGUGUGAAGGAAAAGAAGAAGGUGAAAUUAUUGUUGGGGGACAUGGGCAAGGAGGUGGAUCAAAUCAAUUAUAUGGUCCCGCUGGUUUAUCUUUUGAUGAUGAAGGAAAUCUUUAUGUUGCUGACCAGUUUAACCAUCGAAUUCAAAAGUUUGAAAUUUUCUGA